Messenger RNA from Ornithorhynchus anatinus (platypus), 1447 nucleotides. It is a transcript of the gene PEX11B, whose product is annotated as peroxisomal biogenesis factor 11 beta. The record is from RefSeq and is a predicted model, not a curated record. Lineage: Eukaryota; Metazoa; Chordata; Mammalia; Monotremata; Ornithorhynchidae. Gene Ontology annotation, cellular component: peroxisomal membrane. Gene Ontology annotation, biological process: regulation of peroxisome size; peroxisome fission. The coding region runs from base 16 to 903 and encodes 295 amino acids. The transcript has 4 exons.
AAGGGGGAAAUAAAGAUGGGGAAAUCGAGGUGGAAGGGGGGCAAGUCGCCGUUCUCCCAACUUUUCCUUGACUCCCCGCCUCCCAGCCGCGGUCCGGGGGGGAAGGGGACCCCCAUUUUCACCGACCGCGCAGCUCCUUCUGGAUCGAGUCGUGGGCCGCAGCGUAGACCUGUCUUCCCCAGUAGGACCCCCUUGAACCUGAACUCAUUCGUUACCCGCCCUGUUCCCCCGGGUUUGGGGGCGGCCCAGUACGCCUGCGUCCUCCUGGGCUACUCCCUGCGGAAACACGGGGCCAGCGAGGCCGCGCUCGACCAGAUCAAGCAGCUGGAGGGCCACUUCGGGGUCGUCCGCAAGCUGCUCCGCCUGGGCAACUCGGUGGACGCCCUGGAGUCGGCCAAGCGUGCCGUCCACCUGUCGGACGUGGUCCUCCGCUUCCUCAUCACCGUCGGCCACCUCAACCGCGCCAUGUACUUCGCCUGCGACAACGUGCUGUGGGCCGGCCGGGCCGGGCUGGCCCCGCGUCUCGACCACGACAAGUGGACCCGGCGCUCCUUCCGGUACUACCUCUUCGCGCUGAUCAUGAGUCUGAGUCGCGACGCCUACGAGAUCCGGCUGCUGAUGGAGCAGGAGGCCUCGGGGCGACGGGCCAAGGGGGGCGAGGGCGGGGCGGGCCGGGGUCCCCUGGCCGCCCUGGGGCUCCAGCUGCGCUUGGCCGGCCGGGUCCUGCGCGCCCACCCGCCCCUGCUCCUGGACCUGGUCCGCAACGGCUGCGACCUGGCCAUCCCGCUGGACCGACUCGGCCUCCUGCGCUCCGGGCCCGGGGUCGUGGGCUGCUGCGGCCUCCUCUCCUCCGUCCUCUCCAUCCUCGCCCUGCUGCACCCCUGGCUCAAGCUCAAGCCCUGAGCCGGCCCCCGGCCGGGGGGGAGGACGGACGGACGUCCCUCCCCCCCGGCCCGGCUCCCGAUCCGUCUCUCGCUUCCCCGCCCUCUCCCCACGUCUCCGUCCGUCUCGCCGGGCCUCCGGCCCGUCCCUCGGGAAGUGCGCUUGAUUCGCCCCGGGUGAGGCCGGCGGGGGGGACCCGAAGUCUCUCGACGUCGUCCCCCCCCCCCCCCCCAUCUUCUCCCCUAAGAGGACAAAGUCGGACCUGGUUCCUUCUUCUCUAAAAAAAGGAAGAAAGCCAAGAUUCAACGUGUAAGAUUCCUCCUGGGAGAAGAGCAGGGCGGGAGAGGGUCUCUCUUCCCUUCUCUCCCCCCCGGCUCUUCCCCGAAACUUCCCUCCUUUGGUUUUCGUCCAGGACCUUCCCCCGUGUAAAUACUGUACGAUUAAACCUUGUAAAUACCCGUGCCCGGCGGUCAGAGCUCUCUGAAGAGCCCGGUCUGGUCCUCAUCCCCUCCCACACGCUCCCCGUCCAGUUCAUCUCUGUCACUAUUAAUAACAGUAAUAAUAA